Messenger RNA from Betta splendens (Siamese fighting fish), 1906 nucleotides. RefSeq names its product tRNA selenocysteine 1 associated protein 1b (gene trnau1apb). Gene Ontology annotation, molecular function: RNA binding. Lineage: Eukaryota; Metazoa; Chordata; Actinopteri; Anabantiformes; Osphronemidae. The coding region runs from base 141 to 1163 and encodes 340 amino acids. The record is from RefSeq and is a predicted model, not a curated record. The transcript is spliced from 9 exons.
GAAGUAGCCGUUAGCUGGAAGCGGAAGAGGAACGACAAGUUGCGUGCGAGAGGAGAACGUCCAACGUUACUAAAUUCGUCGUGUUUAUACCCACGUAAAAACUAACCGUUUUUUUAACAUCGAACAUUAUCGGAUACGAGAUGAUGUUCAACAGACAGACGAGCCUAUGGAUGGGUGAUCUGGAUCCAUACAUGGAUGAAAACUUCAUCAAGCAGGCGUUUAGUGCUAUGGGAGAGUCACCAUUUGGAGUCAAGAUCAUCACUCACAGGAUAACAGGUGGUUCUGCAGGAUACUGUUUUGUGGAGUUGGCAGAUGAAGCAAGUGUGGAUCGCUGUGUCCAAAGACUUAACGGAAAACUGGUUCCUGGAUCAAACCCGCCCCGGAAGUUUAAGCUAAACUAUGCCACCUAUGGCAAACGGCCAGAGGCAGGGCCAGAGUUUUCAGUGUUUGUAGGCGACUUGGCCUCAGAGGUGGACGACUUCCAGCUGCACCAAGUUUUUAAGAAGUUCCCCUCCUGCAAAGGAGCCAAAGUCGUCACUGAUCAAUAUGGAUACUCCAGAGGGUAUGGCUUUGUCAAGUUUGGGGAUGAGAGUGAGCAGAAGAAGGCCAUAGAGGAGUGUCAGGGGACGAUGCUCGGGGGAAAGCCGCUCAGACUUAGUAUUGCUGUAGCAAAGAGCCAGAAGAUGAGUAGCUAUCAUGGGGGCCAGGGCCAGAACUACCAGAGCAACUACAACCAAUCUCCGUCUAGUUACUAUGGCGGCCAUAGCGGUGGGGGCCAGGGAGGUUACUACUCACAGUGGGGGGGCUAUGACCAGUACAGUGGCUACAACAGUGGCUACAACAGCGGCUAUAACAGUGGCUACAACACGGGAUACAACUAUAACUAUGCACCUUAUGGGUACCCCCCACCAGGCCACAUGAUGCCCCCACCUCCCAUGGGGAUGCCACCGAUGUCCUCUGACAUGUCUGGUGCUAUGGAGCAGGGUCAUGAAGAGACUGAUGUUAUAGAGGAGGAUAAUGCAGAAGAGCCCAUCCCUGAAUGUGAUGUGGAACAGUGGAAUAAAGACUUUAUGCAGCGCAGUGAAGAGCUCUACGAUGCCAUGAUGGACUGUCACUGGGAGCCCGUGGACUCUGUUGAUUCCUCCACCCCACCCCUUUCUUGAUACAUUGACUCCUUUAUAGCUCCCUAAUGGCUGAAUAUUUAAAAAUGUUUUUUUAAUCGUUUCAUAUUCUUCUAAGAGUCAAAGCUACCUUAACAUGUUUACGGACAGUUUACUGUCUCUUAAACAUGGUUGAUGCUACAUACACAAUACUAGUUUCUAUUCAAACCUCUAUUCAAUGUACAUUGAAUUUUUGAGUUGAUUUAAAUUUUACCAUGUUGGUAAAUUACAGAAAGCUGGUCAGUAAUCAGUGAAGUUAUUGUGCAGUCCACACUGUGUAGUAUGAUGUCUUGAGGAUGUGGCACGGUCAGUGUUUGGCCAGUGAUUAAUAUUACAGAUGAACAAACAUGCGUUAGCUUUGGUUUAUUAAUGCUGAAGUUGUCACCAGCAUUAGAAUUAAUAUAGCCCCAUCUCUUUAGAAACAAAAGUAAACAAUACCUUUACUGUGUUUUUCUGUCUUUUAUGGAUUAAUUUUUAACAUAUGAUGUUUUUAAUGAAGGAUUGUUCCUUUUUUUUCCCCUCCAAAAUGUCUUGACGUUCUAAUUGUAAGAGUACGAAGAUGAAUCAGAACUGUAAUUUCUAGCCUCUUUCCAGACACGUUUCUGAAUAACAAAUGAUCCGCAGAACUCUCAAAAUUUCUGAGGAUGAUUUAUUUGAUCACACACAUCCUGUUAGCUCUGAUUUCCCACUAUCUUCUGGUUGUUUUUCUUUCUGCACAUAUUUAAUAAAAACAGUUAGAAAAUGUU